Molecule: messenger RNA, 1838 nt
Organism: Cherax quadricarinatus
Lineage: Eukaryota; Metazoa; Arthropoda; Malacostraca; Decapoda; Parastacidae
Source: RefSeq, a predicted model, not a curated record
GUUAGAGAUCAAGAGUGUCACUGUAGACGAUUAUACCAACUACACAUGUACCGCCUAUAAUUCAGAAGGCUCCUAUGAUGUAAACUUCACGCUUGGACCUCCUAUUAUACCUGGCGUUACCAGUAAACUUGAACAUUGUAACAGUGUCGAAAAGUGUUGCCAUUAUAACAUGGAUGAAGAACCAUUCUGGAGGUGAACCUGCCGGCUACACUGUGCGUUACCACGUCAGUGAUGCGCACAACUAUGAGUUUGUGGAUAUUGCCACCAGUAACUCGACGUCUACAACCAUAAGGAAUUUAACACCUGGCGCCGACUAUUCCUUUGCUAUUCUCGCCUACAACGAAUAUGGUCACUCCAACUUCAGUUCUCCUCCGAUCAGGGCCACGUUGCUCGGCGUUGUGGAAGAAGCAGCAAGCAGCAGCAGCAACAUAGAUAGCCAACAACCUCGGGUACCUCUACUGAUGCUGCUACUCAUCUCUCUGACGGCAGCGGCCCUUGUGGUUCUCAAUGUUGCGAUAAUUGUGUGUUUCGUUAGAAGACUGGCUCUUAAAAGAAAUAUGUCAGCUUCUUCAAGCAAAACAACGGCUUUAGAGAUUUAUACUCCAACUUCUAUAGCCACCGAAAACGGAGAUGAUCUUCCGUUAACUUCGUUUAACGAGGUUCCAGUCCAGGAAUAUAAGCCUCUAGAAAGCCAGACAAAAGAGGACUGUGAACAAACCAGCCUUAUCAGCCCACAUAUCACUGUAGAACCACCUGACUCCUCCAUCACUCCACCAGCUGCUACCAGUCCCAGGCCUAGAAGUAUAAGCCCGUUACUCAAUGAAGGGAUAAGUGUCCAAAGUGAUACAUAUAUUCAUGCAAAUGAUCAGUUGCCUUCUGAUGGUCUGGGAUCCAAAGCAAUGUUUAUAAGCUCUCCGAAGCUAGAGAAAAAGGCUUCCACGGAAGCGGCUGCUGGAGUGCGUUUAGACAAGCCGGAUGUUUGCCCAGUGACCAGUAGCAGUUGUGAACAUUUAUUGGUGCAUCAAAAGCCUUUUAAUCCGUAUUCAGAAGAUGAUCGAGAGUCUGUAUCAUCACAUCACAGCAGCAGCUCUCAAAGUUACGUAUCAAGGCAAACUCGCCCAAAAUAUUACUCUCCCUGCCAUUCACCAUCACGAUUGACGUCUCACGUUAUAUAUCAUGGUCAGCCACACAUCCAGCAACUAGUAGAGCAGCAGAACCAACAGCAGCAGUGGCAGCAGCAGCAGCAACAUAAGCUGCAACAGCAUAAGCUGCAGCUGCAGCAGCACGAGCACCAUAAUUAUCAGCAAAACUUACCUUGUUGUCAACAAACGUCGCCUCAUACGGACAAACAGAUGACAGCCUUACACCCAGUAUUGAAUCCUGCAAGACUCUCACCGUCUACUGUCAGCUGUUGUGAUGCCACAUGCAACCAGUCAUUUAUUCAAGAUGACGUGAAACUAAUGAGUAUGCAAAUGAAGUCAUUACAAAGAGAUCGGGAGGAGCUGCAGGAUUGGGAUGACAAUUGGCUAUAUGAAUUUAAUACCAACAAAUGCACAGAUAUAAAAAUCGGGAAAGGGCAAAGACGAGAAGAAACAGAUUACAGACAGGGAGAAGUGAAGACUGGAAACUUUGCUGAAACAAUGGAUUUCAAGGUGAGCAUACCUUCAAGCAUCUCACCUGGGGUACACAUCAACCAGAAAAUCGGUACAGGAAACGCGAAACUGACAAGUUUUAGGAGAAGCUUUCAGAGCCUCGACAAAGAGGAAUUUGCAAUGGAGUAUGCAGCACCAGUGUGGAACCCACAACUGAUUAAUCGAGCAAUGAAGCAACGGGAUUAG